Leptinotarsa decemlineata (Colorado potato beetle) is the source of this 333-nucleotide messenger RNA. Its product is annotated as trypsin-1-like. The record is from RefSeq and is a predicted model, not a curated record. Gene Ontology annotation, biological process: proteolysis. Gene Ontology annotation, molecular function: serine-type endopeptidase activity. NCBI's taxonomy places the organism in Eukaryota, Metazoa, Arthropoda, Insecta, Coleoptera, Chrysomelidae.
UAUAUCAUUAUUAGCAUGCACUCAUCAACGCAAGCACCUGAGGAUUAUUUUAUCGCAUAUGGAAACACAAAUGUUAGCUCAGGUAAUAAAAUGCAGAUCGCCAGAGUAACAUAUCAUGCAAACUUCAUCUACCUACCACCCUAUACAUAUGACAUAGGAAUAAUCAAGCUCACUGAACCAAUUUCAUUCGGAGAGACUGCUCAGCCCGUGAAGCUACCCAAACCACACGAGAGCACACCAGCCAACAAAACAGCUUCAUUAGCAGGUUGGGGUACUAUAACAGUGAGUAUUUCGUUAUUAGUUCACAAUCUGUUUACAUUACACAUAUACUAA